AGUUUGGGGUUUAAGAGGAAAAGCAAAGGGUGAAGGCGGAGGAGUUAAUCAUACGCAGUGGAUUGGGUUUGUCGCGUAGUCGGCUAAUUUUCUCCCCUUCAUCUUCAAAACCUCACCCUUUCGUUUCUCUCUGCCCCUUAACGACUGCAGUCUGCCUCUGCUCUGCUCUGCUCAGAGAGUUCCAUUCCUCUAUGAAGAAAAAUUUUCCAUAAAUUUUCUUCCUAUCCAAACAAGAAAAAGUUUGAAAAAAAGAGAAGAAAAUGUCUCAUUCAGUAUUCCAAACAGCACAAAUCAUGCCUAUCAAUACCCAAAUCAUCCCUUCCUCUAAACCCCACUUAUCUUCAAAACCCUUAUUGCCCCCUUUACUCUGCCGCCCUUCUGUUUUUGCCGGCAAAGUUCGUAAAACCAACGGUGUUAUCGUCAAGGCUACGGCGUCCCCGGCGGUCGAUGGCGACCCUAUUGCCGCCUUGGAACGCUGCUUUCAAGCUUCUCCUUCUAUCGAUUCUCCUGCGUCUUCGUCGUCGUCUUCUUCGGUUAUGUACGCUCCGGUAAUGAAGGGAGGAAAAUACGGUGCGUUUGGUGCGACUACGUUGGAAAAAUCGAAGCUUGAUUUGACCCAGCAGAAGCAGACCAGGUCUAGCCCUGAGCUUUCAACUGGCGGAGGAGGUGGAAAUAUGGGAAAGAAUCUAAAUCAUGGUGGGGGUGAUGGCGGUGACGAUGGUGGUGAUGAUGAUGAUUACUUCGAUGAUUUUGAUGAUGGUGAUGAGGGAGAUGAUGGUGGACUCUUUAGGAGGCGAAUGAUACUGCAGGAGUUGUUUGAUCGUAAAUUUGUUGAUGCCGUGCUGAACGAGUGGCAGAAGACAAUGAUGGAUUUACCAGCUGGACUUCGGCAAGCCUACGAAAUGGGAUUAGUCAGCUCUGCCCAAAUGGUGAAAUUUCUUGCUAUCAAUGCUAGGCCCACCAUCGAGAGAUCUAUUUCUCGGUUACUUCCUCCAGGAUUAUCCAGGGCAUUCAUUGGCAGGUAAUAUAUCAUUAUUACAGUACUCAAAA
Messenger RNA from Nicotiana tabacum (common tobacco), 1050 nucleotides. NCBI's taxonomy places the organism in Eukaryota, Viridiplantae, Streptophyta, Magnoliopsida, Solanales, Solanaceae. The record is from RefSeq and is a predicted model, not a curated record.